CCGUCCAACAGUCCUCUUUAAAUACCGGCAUUAAAUGCCUUGUGGUGCGCUGCGCAUUUGAUUCCGGUUGGCUUGGGACACCUGAGUCCCGCUCUAGUUGUCCUUCCGUUCGACCCACAAUCCCUAGUGUUUGCAGGUGUUGCAUCUCCACUCCCCUCCCUCCGCUUCCUUCAGUCCCCCCGCCCCCGCCACCUUCCCACCCCUUGCCUCGGGGAAGAAGGAAAAAAUAGCUUGAAGUCUACUCGAAGAACUGACCCUCAGCUCCCACAGGCUGCCGCCAAGCUGCAAGCGUGCCGCCGCUCCACGCAGGUAAACUUCGGAGUGAGUUACCUGCACUUGGAGAAGGGCCUUACCUGAGCGCGCCUCUGCCAAUGGCAGCUCACCUGAGGGAGCUCCGCAGCCAAUCACCGCGCAGCUCGUCCCUCGGGCUUGUACCCUUUAGUGAAAGAAUUCAGCUCCUUGCGAGAAAGUUACCUGUGGCCGCCCAAGUCCGCCUCUUUCUGCUCUGUGUCUGCCCAUUGCCACGAUCCAGGAGGACUCCGCGCCGCCCGGCCGCCUCCCAGCUCGGGCCCCAUGCGAGGGGCCCCCCCUUAUCCCACCUUUCCGGCUAGACCUGAAAGUCCAGUUUCACCAGAGACAGAGGCUCCAGGAAAAGGGGAGCGAGUUCAUUGGAUCAAACAUGUCACAAGAGUCGGACAAUAAUAAAAGAUUAGUGGCCUUAGUGCCCAUGCCCAGUGACCCUCCGUUCAAUACCCGAAGAGCCUACACCAGUGAGGAUGAAGCCUGGAAGUCAUACUUGGAAAAUCCCCUGACAGCGGCCACCAAGGCGAUGAUGAGUAUUAAUGGUGAUGAGGACAGUGCUGCCGCCCUUGGCCUGCUCUAUGACUACUACAAGGUUCCUCGAGACAAGAGGCUGCUGUCUGUAAGCAAAGCAAGUGACAGCCAAGAAGACCAGGACAAAAGAAAUUGUCUUGGCACCACUGAAGCCCAGAGCAAUUUGAGUGGAGGAGAAAACCGAGUGCAAGUCCUAAAGACAGUCCCAGUGAACCUCUCCCUCAAUCAAGACCACCUGGAGAACUCCAAGCGGGAACAGUACAGCGCCAGCAUCCCUGAGAGCCCCGCCAUCAUCCCAGUGUCAGGAAUCACCGUGGUGAAGUCUGAAGACUUCACGCCAGUUUUCAUGGCCCCACCUGGGCACUAUCCCCGGGGCGAUGGAGAGGAGCAACGAGUGGUGAUCUUUGAGCAGUCUCAGUAUGACGUGUCCUCCAUAGCCACCCACAGCGCCUAUCUCAAGGACGACCAACGCAGCACCCCGGACAGCACCUACAGCGAGAGCUUCAAGGAAGCAGCCACAGAGAAAUUCCGCAGUGCUUCAGUUGGGGCUGAGGAGUAUAUGUAUGACCAGACAUCAAGUGGUACAUUUCAGUACACCCUGGAAGCCACCAAAUCUCUCCGUCAGAAGCAGGGGGAGGGCCCCAUGACCUACCUCAACAAAGGACAAUUCUAUGCUAUCACACUCAGCGAGACUGGUGACAACAAGUGCUUCCGACACCCCAUCAGCAAAGUCAGGAGCGUGGUGAUGGUGGUCUUCAGCGAAGACAAGAACCGAGACGAGCAGCUAAAGUACUGGAAGUACUGGCACUCCCGGCAGCACACGGCCAAGCAGCGUGUCCUUGACAUUGCUGAUUACAAGGAGAGCUUUAAUACGAUUGGAAACAUUGAAGAGAUUGCAUAUAAUGCCGUGUCUUUUACCUGGGACGUGAAUGAAGAGGCAAAGAUUUUCAUCACCGUGAAUUGCCUGAGUACAGAUUUCUCCUCCCAAAAGGGGGUGAAAGGACUUCCUUUGAUGAUUCAGAUUGAUACAUACAGUUAUAAUAAUCGUAGCAAUAAACCCAUUCAUAGGGCUUAUUGCCAGAUCAAGGUCUUCUGCGACAAAGGAGCAGAAAGAAAAAUCCGAGAUGAAGAAAGGAAGCAGAACAGGAAGAAAGGGAAAGGCCAGGCCUCCCAAACCCAAUGCAAUAACUCCUCUGACGGGAAGAUGGCUGCCAUACCUUUACAGAAGAAGAGUGACAUCACCUACUUCAAAACCAUGCCUGAUCUGCACUCACAACCGGUUCUCUUCAUACCUGAUGUUCACUUUGCAAACCUGCAGAGGACUGGACAGGUGUAUUACAACACGGAUGAUGAACGAGAGGGCAGCAGCGUCCUUGUUAAACGGAUGUUCAGACCCAUGGAAGAGGAGUUUGGUCCAGCACCUUCUAAGCAGAUGAAAGAAGAAGGAAUGAAGAGAGUGCUGCUGUAUGUGAGGAAGGAGACCGAUGACGUGUUUGAUGCUUUGAUGCUGAAGUCUCCCACAGUGAAGGGCCUGAUGGAGGCGAUAUCUGAAAAAUAUGGGCUGCCUGUGGAGAAGAUAGCAAAGCUUUACAAGAAAAGCAAAAAAGGCAUCUUGGUGAACAUGGAUGACAACAUUAUCGAGCACUACUCGAAUGAGGACACCUUCAUCCUCAACAUGGAAAGCAUGGUAGAAGGCUUCAAGGUCACACUCAUGGAGAUCUGAGCCCAAGGCUGGCAUCCCCUCGGCUGGAGCUCUUGGUGCAUUCCUCCCUGGAAGAGACAGAGGCCCCGGCCCAGAACCCAGAGACCCAUCUUCUCCACCUCACAACUGCUGUUACAAGACUACUCUGGGGAGCGGGUGAGGCACAAGGCCCCCAGCUGGCAGUGUGCUUGGCCCACCCGCCAAGCUCCUGCCUUGGAGCUGAAGCCUGAGCCCCUCAGGAAGGCGCCUGGGGCCUUUUGGGCUCUUAUUUAUUGCCCACCUUUGUCCAGAGCCCAGGGUCCAGGCCCACCAGGAUUCUACAAGUCCCUGAUGACUUUGGAUGAGUCCGUCCAGGGUUCCUCCUUCAAGAGAAACAUUCAUCCCGAAGAGCCUGAAACAUUCUCCCCGCUUCCUUCCCUCCGCUCCCGUCUCCUGAGUGGCUGGACAAAAAGAGCUACUUCCUGGUGCAGUAGUCACAGGUGGGGUAAAAGGUGGAUGCCCCCUUCCUGGUCAGAAACCUUCAGGUUGCCCUGGGGAAGUUUGUCUUGCCAAACACCUCCAGGGGUUUCCAGCAAGAGGCGCCAGGCCUUGACAGGAAGACACUCAGCUACCAUGUGAUGAGUAAGUGACACAGAAAGUACUCCUGACGGUCAUGUACAUAGUGUUUAUAAUAUUGCAAUAAUAUAUUUUACCUGUGGUACAUGGGCAUGUUUACUGCCACUGGCCUGGGGGAAGACAUGUACCCAGAGACUUUGCUUUCUAUGAGAGGUUUCUGCCUCUGCGCCUGUUCAGGAGACCUGCUGGGCUAGGGAGGGGGCCUUUGGGGGUAUCAGAUGGCUAUGUAGAUGUGAGGAUGAACUCUCCAGUGGGUGUGCCUGGAACUUGUUUUCUGCCCCGGAGGAAUCCCCUCCUCCAUGGGCACGACUCUCCCUCAAGGCCAACACGUUUAUCUCGAAGAUGUGCUCUGCCUGACUCUUCCUUUGAGCUGUUUCCUGGGAAUGGUCGUAUUGUCUGAGGCCCCAUCGCCUUCUCCAGCUCGACUUCAGGCACUCCCUGAGCUUUCUGGAAAGACUCUGCAGGGGGCUUGCCUUCAGGGCCCUGAGGCCAGGGCCUGCUGCAGCACUCCUUGGCUCUCAUGAGAAUCUGGACCCUGUGUAGUGCCUCAUGGUUUCUGAUGGUUUAUAAGCAUGACCUUCAUCUCAAGUGUUUCUUUCAAAAGCCCAACUUCAAGAGUGAGAGC
Messenger RNA from Carlito syrichta (Philippine tarsier), 3776 nucleotides. It is a transcript of the gene GRHL2, whose product is annotated as grainyhead like transcription factor 2. Gene Ontology annotation, biological process: regulation of transcription by RNA polymerase II; brain development; neural tube development. Gene Ontology annotation, cellular component: nucleus. Gene Ontology annotation, molecular function: RNA polymerase II cis-regulatory region sequence-specific DNA binding; DNA-binding transcription activator activity, RNA polymerase II-specific. Bases 680 to 2557 code for a protein of 625 amino acids. NCBI's taxonomy places the organism in Eukaryota, Metazoa, Chordata, Mammalia, Primates, Tarsiidae. The transcript has 17 exons. The record is from RefSeq and is a predicted model, not a curated record.